AUGAAAGGCGUAGUCUGCGUGUUGCUAGCUGUUGUGGUAGCAGUGAGCUCUGUUAGCUUCUUUGACCUUGUGCGUGAGGAGUGGAAUGCCUUCAAGCUGGAGCAUAAGAAGGAGUAUGAUAGUGAAGUUGAAGACAAGUUCCGAAUGAAGAUCUUUGCAGAGAACAAACACAAAGUAGCCAAACACAAUGCACGCUUCGAACGUGGUCAGGUGACCUACCGCCUCAAGCCGAAUAAAUACUCUGAUAUGCUGCACCAUGAAUUUGUCCACACCAUGAAUGGCUACAACAGAACGCUCAAGCACAACAAGGGUCUUUACGGAAAGGGGCGUGAUGUUCGCGGCGCGCGCUUCAUUUCCCCGGCUAACGUUCAGCUGCCUGAACAAGUGGACUGGCGUCACAAGGGAGCUGUUACAGAUGUCAAAGACCAGGGCAAGUGCGGUUCUUGCUGGUCUUUCAGCACCACUGGCGCGCUAGAAGGUCAACACUUCCGACAGAGCGGAUAUCUAGUAUCUUUGUCCGAGCAGAACUUGAUCGACUGUUCAGCGUCAUACGGCAAUAAUGGUUGUAACGGAGGACUCAUGGACAACGCGUUUAAGUAUAUCAAGGAUAACGGUGGCAUCGACACCGAGCGGACUUACCCCUACGAAGCUGUGGAUGACAAGUGCCGCUACAACCCUAAGAACUCCGGCGCUGAUGAUGUAGGCUUUGUUGACGUGCCAGCCGGAGAUGAAGAAAAGCUAAAGGCGGCUGUGGCCACCAUAGGACCCGUGUCCGUGGCUAUCGAUGCCUCACAGGAAUCUUUCCAGAUGUACGCCGACGGUGUCUACUACGACGAGAACUGCUCCUCUGAUAACCUCGACCAUGGGGUGCUCGUGGUGGGAUACGGCACAGACGAGCAAGGUGGCGACUAUUGGCUUGUGAAGAACUCUUGGGGCCGCACCUGGGGAGAACUCGGCUACAUCAAAAUGGCGCGAAACCGCGACAACCACUGCGGCAUCGCUUCCGCCGCCUCAUACCCUCUUGUUUAA
Messenger RNA from Pieris macdunnoughi, 1029 nucleotides. The record is from the annotation of a GenBank genome assembly. NCBI's taxonomy places the organism in Eukaryota, Metazoa, Arthropoda, Insecta, Lepidoptera, Pieridae.